AUGUCGUCCCUCCCCCGCACAAUCAAGGGCUUCCUUAAGUUGGGCCCCGGUCGCUUCUUUCGCCAGCUCAACAACAUCGGUGACACCAAGGUCGGAACCUUGGUCGGCACUGAUAAGUUCGGCAACAAGUACUUCGAGAACUUGGACGAGAGCUACGGUCGUAACCGCUGGGUCCAGUUCGCCAAGGAGGACAGCUUUUUCUCCAGAGCCGAGGCCAACGCCUCCCAGGUCCCUGCCGAGUGGCACGGUUGGUUGCAUCGUAUGUUGGAUACUCCCCCUACUCUCGACAAGACCAUGGUUAUCCCCAAGUGGGGUGUUGAGUUCACCGAGAACUUGACCGGUUCGCCACAAGCCUUCAAGACCUACAAUACCACCCGCUCAAAGUUCCAGGCCUGGACCCCCAAGGUUGCUAACCGCGCUUAA
Messenger RNA from Linnemannia hyalina, 423 nucleotides. NCBI's taxonomy places the organism in Eukaryota, Fungi, Mortierellomycota, Mortierellomycetes, Mortierellales, Mortierellaceae. The record is from the annotation of a GenBank genome assembly.